CUCUACACUGUCUUUUGGUCCACAGCUCGCGCAUACCUCCGAGCUUCCUGUAGUGAAUACCUUCACACCGCAGCUCGAUGAAGAUUGGGCCUCAAGCCUUCGUUACACAGACAAGAGUAUGGACAUCAACAAUCGGUUGAUGCUACCUUCCAGUGAACCACUGAAUACGCGGGAAAUAAUUCACUGACGGCCUUAUACAGCAUGCGUGACGCCGUAUACGACACGAAGGAACCUUCCACCAUCGACCCCGCGCUCUUGAGUAUGCCUUGCGGCAGAACGGCCCUGUCGGCUCCGCCGGCUACCGCAUUCCCUUCUUUGAUCACUCCCGCUAGCAUGUCACCUCCACUCGACAUUCCAUUUCCUUCGGAACACGCCAUGGGAACGUUAUAUAUGACCAACCAUGUUCAUGCCAAUACCUAUGAUCGAGAGCGUGCGAUUAACUCCGAUGCCACAAACAGUGACGAAGGAUCCAUUCUCUUUCCUGAUCCCUCGCCUGCAGCUCGAUACCGUCCUCUCACCACCAAUCUUCCCAUCCGUACUCGUAAGAGUAAAACCGCGGAAGUUACGGGACGUUACGAGUGUCAAUCCCGCAACAAGAACGCUGAGAUCCCGGACGAGCUCAUUUUCCUCGCUCUGCAGGAUCCCUCUCGUGGGUGCCCGGUUAACGAGUGCGCGUACGUCCCCACUGCCAUUGGCAAACGAGGGUCAGGACAGGCAUCUAAUCUGCUGAGGCAUAUCGAGUCUCAUCGUUCGAAGCAGUGGGUGUGUUGUGGGCUGCCGCUCAACGUCGCGAUCGAGAAGGGUCUUCGGCAGGAGGGCGAUCUGCCAAACUUCUACUACGGAGGACAGCCGAUGGUCGGAGGCUGUAAGCAUUACCUUAGCAGGCAAGAUUCGCUCGUUCGCCACCUGGAAGGCAAGGGUCGCGAUUGUCUCACGGAUGUUUUGAUUGUGGAGAGAAUCAACAAGGAGCAGCGCGCCAGUUGGCGAGAGCUGUUGCGACAGUAUGGCAAGUAAUUCAAUUCGACAACUCCGUAUUUUAUCACGGACGUUAUCCCUCCCUCUUUAUUAGGUCACUGAUGUCUGCUGUAUCUUGUACUAUUAUAUGGAUGUGUCGUUUUCCACUUUACUGGCUACCUGAUCUAACCACCGUUCCAAUUCUCUCGUAUAACAUGACUAUACAACUAGGAAUCAUUGUUGACUGGUCAUUAUAUGUUGUAUCGGGAAGCAGAUUGUUCGUCUCAGGAUUAUACUCGCUCAAUAGACCUUGC
Messenger RNA from Laetiporus sulphureus 93-53, 1268 nucleotides. RefSeq lists its product as uncharacterized. The coding region runs from base 202 to 1014 and encodes 270 amino acids. The record is from RefSeq and is a predicted model, not a curated record. The transcript has 2 exons. NCBI's taxonomy places the organism in Eukaryota, Fungi, Basidiomycota, Agaricomycetes, Polyporales, Laetiporaceae.